Molecule: messenger RNA, 1676 nt
Organism: Xyrauchen texanus (razorback sucker)
Lineage: Eukaryota; Metazoa; Chordata; Actinopteri; Cypriniformes; Catostomidae
Gene: ttc29
Product: tetratricopeptide repeat domain 29
Molecular function (GO): protein binding
Source: RefSeq, a predicted model, not a curated record
ACUUUGCACAAAUUUACAAAUCUGACAACCAGCAUGUCUUCAGCGGUGUCGAGUGUCUCGAGGACUCCUCUCCUCCCAGACAUUAACAAUCCACAUGAACACAGCAAAAUAACAACAUACAAGUCCAUCCCGCCGAACUCCAUCUCUUCUGCUGGAGAGAAAAGUCAAAUCCGCAGUGAGCUUGAUAUAGCGCAAUUCAGGAAGCCUUUACGGCAAAAUGUUUGCGUGGGGAUGCUGCGGGAGGGCUUCCACCGCUCGUUUGCUGAGCUGUUUGCGCUGCUGCAACAAUGGGACGCAGCGGAAGAUCAUCCGCAAAAACUAAAGACACUGGAGCUUCAUCUCACCAGUGCGGAGUCUGCAGAGAGAGCCGGACAGUAUGGGGAGGUGUACGAGCAUCACCUGUCUUUGGCCACGUUCUUCACUGAGCCACAGGAUGUCUGGUUGAAGCAUCAUUUCUUUCAGCUGGCCCUGCAUUCAGCUCGCAAAUUCAAAAUGGACUCUGGCAAAAGAGAGGCUGAGGCCAACUUACACAUGGGCCAGGUUUAUUUAGAGAAGGGUCAGCUCGAGCAAGCACACAAGCAUUGUGAGGUAUUUUAUCACAUGAGCAUGGGCCGUGCAUGGCAGGACACCAGCCGCACACAUUACUCUCGCUCAUGCAAAGAGCUUUGGAGAGUAUACACACUGCUUGCAGACCGACUGCUUCAGGACCAAGACUAUAUAAAAGCUAUUAAGAUGUUCACCAAGGCCUACGAGAUGGCAAAAGAAUCGGGAGAUCGAGAGCCAGAAGGAGAGGCAGCUUAUAGAUUGGGCCUGGUUUAUCAGAGCAUCGGAGAACAAACCACUGCUAAACAGUUUCUCAGUGUGUAUAUGGAGAUCUCCACAACACUUGAAGAUACAGACAGCCUGGGGAGGGCAUAUAAAGCUAUUGCCACAUCCCUUAAGAGUGAAGGCAAAAUCACAGAAGCAAUUGAAUAUUUGGAGAAGUUUGCUGAGAUUUCUCUAAGCAACAAACAGGACAGAAAUCUCGAGAGAGCCUACAUGUGCCUAGGAACCAUCCUCAACUCGAGAAGGCAGUAUGAUGAGGCUCAUGUAUAUUUUGAGCGUGCAUAUGAGGUUGCAUGUAAUCUGGCAUCGGUGCCAAGGCUGCAGAAGGCUCAGGUGUGUGUGGGCAGUGCUCGAGCACUCAGCAUGCUGCAGGCAUAUCACAAACACAUAGAGACCUCUGGAUGCCAGAACAUCCAGAGAAUCAUCAGCUGGAAGGAGAAAAGAGAGGACACCUUCACUCCAGAGAGCAAGAAAUGAAGAGAUGAAUGGCGGACAGUGGAGAGUGAGCGGAAAAGUUUACUUGAAGGCUGAACUGAAGUCUUAUUCUCAAAAGUUAACCUUACUGUAUUUAAUCUCUUUUAAAUCUCCCUCAUAAAGGUUUAGUUAACCAAAAAUGAAUGUUUUGUCAUCAUUUACUCACCCUUACAGGUUGGUCCAAACCCAUAUGACUUCUGUCUUCUGUGGAACAUAAAAGAAGAAAUUAGGCAGAUGAUAUUGACCUUAAGAAAUACUUUUGUUGGUGUAACCUAAUGCAGGGGUUUCCACUAUUUUAAUGCAAAGAGCACCAAAUAUUAAGAUCCCUUUGCAAGGUACCCCUUUUCUAAAACAUAAAGAAUGUAUAUUUUCAGGGG